Messenger RNA from Drosophila erecta, 1654 nucleotides. RefSeq names its product serendipity locus protein delta. NCBI's taxonomy places the organism in Eukaryota, Metazoa, Arthropoda, Insecta, Diptera, Drosophilidae. Gene Ontology annotation, cellular component: nucleus. The coding region runs from base 179 to 1474 and encodes 431 amino acids. The transcript has a single exon. The record is from RefSeq and is a predicted model, not a curated record.
UCAUUUGACAUCGUUCGCCAGCCCUGGUGACAUGAUGCCAUGGUUGCAUUUCACGCGUUUUAGUAUAGCCUCCGAUAUUCAUCAUUUUGCCAACUCUAUUAAAUUCCAUACACAAUUUAAAAGGUUGUAAACAAAAGCCGCCGGACCCGGAAUCGCUGUAAGGACAACCGUCGGCGCAAUGGACACCUGCUUCUUCUGCGGCGCCGUAGAGCUGAGCGACACGGGCUCCUCCAGCUCCAUGCGCUACGAGAAGCUGUCGGCCAAGGUGCCGUCGUCGCAGAAAACAGUGUCCCUGGUGCUCACCCACCUGGCCAACUGCAUCCAGACGUCGCUGGACCUGAAGGCCAGCGCCCGGCUGUGCCCGCGCUGCUUCCAGGAGCUCUCCGACUACGACACGAUCAUGGUGAACCUGAUGACCACCCAGAAGAGGCUGACGAACCAGCUAAAGGGCGCUCUAAAGUCCGAGUUCGAGGUGCCGGAGUCCGGCGAGGACAUACUCGUGGAGGAGGUGGAGAUCCCCCAAAGCGAUGUCGACACAGAUGCCGAUGCCGAAGCGGAAGCCCUUUUCGUGGAGCUGGUCAAGGAUCCGGAGGAGUCCGACUCGGAGAUAAAGAGAGAGUUCGAGGAUGAGGAGGAGGACGACGACGACGACGAGGAGUUCAUCUGCGAGGACGUGGAGGUGGGCGACUCCGAGGCCCAGUAUGGCAAGUCCUCGGAUGGCGAGGACAGACCCACGAAGAAGCGCGUCAAGCAGGAGUGCACCACCUGCGGCAAGGUCUACAACUCCUGGUAUCAACUACAGAAGCACACCAGCGAGGAGCACUCCAAGCAGCCCAACCACAUCUGCCCCAUCUGCGGGGUAAUUCGGCGCGACGAGGAGUACUUGGAGCUGCACAUGAAUCUGCACGAGGGCAAGACGGAAAAGCAGUGCCGCUACUGUCCCAAGAGCUUCUCGCGCCCGGUGAACACCCUGCGCCACAUGCGCAUGCACUGGGACAAGAAGAAGUACCAGUGCGAGAAGUGCGGCCUGAGAUUCUCCCAGGACAACCUGCUCUACAACCACCGGCUGCGCCACGAGGCCGAGGAGAACCCCAUCAUUUGCAGCAUCUGCAAUGUGUCGUUCAAGUCGCGUAAGACCUUCAACCAUCACACGCUCAUUCACAAGGAGAACCGGCCAAGACACUACUGCUCCGUCUGCCCCAAGUCCUUCACCGAGCGCUACACCCUCAAGAUGCACAUGAAGACCCACGAGGGUGACGUGGUCUACGGGGUGCGGGAGGAGGCGCCCGCCGAUGAGCAGCAGGUGGUGGAGGAGCUGCAUGUGGACGUCGACGAAUCGGAGGCGGCCGUCACCGUCAUCAUGUCCGACAACGAUGAGAACAGCGGCUUCUGCCUCAUUUGCAACACGAACUUCGAGAACAAGAAGGAGCUCGAGCACCACUUGCAAUUUGAUCACGACGUAGUCUUGAAAUAAACUACCAUUGCCUACAAUAAGUAAUUGUAUUUCCCUAGAUUAUUUCCUUCUCUUUGUACUUGAUUAUUGUAGAACCCUACAAAAUAUAAUUUACUGGUAUUCGAAUACUGCGUUUGAUUUAGACAUUUUUCAAAAUAAUUGUACCCUGUCCUGUAACAUAAUCAUGAAAAUAUAUAAUUA